Exserohilum turcica Et28A is the source of this 1937-nucleotide messenger RNA. RefSeq lists its product as uncharacterized. Lineage: Eukaryota; Fungi; Ascomycota; Dothideomycetes; Pleosporales; Pleosporaceae. Gene Ontology annotation, biological process: translational initiation. The record is from RefSeq and is a predicted model, not a curated record. Gene Ontology annotation, molecular function: translation initiation factor activity. The coding region runs from base 194 to 1633 and encodes 479 amino acids. Gene Ontology annotation, cellular component: eukaryotic translation initiation factor 3 complex; cytoplasm. The transcript has 3 exons.
CCGGAGCAGCUGGCCGGGCGGGCGGGCGGGCGGCCAGUGGUGGUGGUGGCUGACUGCGACUUAUCGAUAACGAGCACGACUAGGCAAAGCGCACAGAAGGCCCAAAUUUGCAUAUGCGAAGGCGGGGGAGCAGCACACCCACGACCAAGACAACGCCCACGACCGCCACGACACGACCCGCCCCGCAUCCAUCAUGAGUCUGCGCGAGCGUGUGCCGCCGCAGUACCAGAAUGGCGAGCCCGCCAGGCGCGCCCCGGACGACGACUCGGACGUCGAGGAGGAGGCCAUGGCCAACGACUACCGCGAGCAGAUGCAAUACGACGGCAUGGAGGACCUCGACCGCAUGCCCUCGAUGACGAGCAACCAGGACAUCCACGCCCAGCUGCAGGCCGCCGCCACGCCGCUCGAGUUCCAGGCCACGCUCGAGACAAAGUUCGCCAGCUACGACAGCUACUGCAACCUGUUCCACUACAUCCUCAACUCCGAGGGCCCCGUCGACCUCGAGGUGCCAAACUACUACUGGGCCUGGGACGUCAUCGACGAGUUCAUCUACCAGUUCAACAGCUUCUGCAGCUACCGCCAGCGCGUCGCCCAGAAGAGCGACAACGAAGAGGAGAUUGCCCUGCUGCGCGAGAACCCAAACACAUGGGGCUGCUACAGCGUCCUCAACGUCCUCUACUCGCUCAUCCAGCGCUCGCAGAUCAGCGAGCAGCUCGCGGCCAUGAAGCGCGGCGAGGACGCCAGCCUGUACGCCGGCGAGUACGGCAACCGCCCGCUGUACAAGAUGCUGGGAUACUUUUCCAUCAUCGGCCUGCUGCGCGUCCACUGCCUGCUCGGAGACUUUAGCCUCGCCCUCAAGACGCUCGACGACAUUGAGCUGAACAAAAAGGCCAUGUUUGCCCGUGUCAUGGCCGCCCACUUCACCACGUACUACUACGUCGGCUUCUCGUACAUGAUGAUGCGCCGCUACUCGGACGCCAUCCGCAUGUUCAGCCACAUCCUCGUCUACGUCUCGCGCACAAAGAACUUCCAGAAGAACGCCCAGUACGACUCCAUCACCAAGAAGAACGACCAGAUGUACGCCCUCGUCGCCAUCUGCGUCGCCUUCCACCCCACCCGCCUCGACGACACCAUCCACACGGCCCUGCGGGAGAAGUACGGCGAGCAGUUUAACAGGCUGCAGCGCGGCGGGCCCGACUCUCUUCCGCUCUUCGAGGAGCUGUUCCGCAGCGCCUGCCCCAAGUUCAUCAGCCCCACGCCGCCCGACUUUGACAACCCAGAGGUCAACAUUGACCCCGUCGAGCACCACCUGCGCAUCUUCAUGGACGAGGUCAAGAACAACAUGAUGUCGCCCACGGUCAAGAGCUACCUCAAGCUCUACACCACCAUGGAUCUGAAGAAGCUCGCGGGCUUCCUCGAGGUUGAGCCCGAGAAGCUGAGGUGCUGGCUGCUCGUCAACAAGCAGAGGAGCAGGCAAAUACGGUGGGCCGAGGGCGGUCUGCUGGACGGCGACAUUAUCCAGGCCAGCGACCUCGACUACGCCAUGGAGGGUGAUCUCAUUCACGUCUCCGAGGCAAAGGUCGGCAGGAGGCUCGUCGACUGGUACCUCCGCAACCUGGCCAGGACGUACUAGGGUGUCACGCGGGUUUUCAGACACCACCUAUUCACAUUCGGGACCUUUUCAAUAGAGCAUUGCGACUUGGAGUUGGAGGGUUUCACGGGCAUGCAUAUUCGAAAAGCAGACUUUUUUAUUUUUGCAAGGCGCGAAGCGCGACGGGGCAAGGCGAAGACACAAGGAGAAGGGGGUGGGCCAGCCGUUGUAGGGUAUCCAUGGCCGGAUGAAUGAUACUGCCCGCCGCGUGCGAGGUUCGGGCCGAAGGAAGGAAAUGACUACCUGGGUAGCAGACGAGCAGUGGGCAUGAUGAAUACCAAAGAAA